AGUCGAUCCCUGCUCGUUAAUCCACGCGUUUCGACACGCUCGAGAGCCGCGCUCUGUUCUCCCGUUCGAUGUUCCAACGAUCGUGUCUCCAGCGUAGGAUAGGAUAUUUUGUAUCCUUCUCCCGGAGUUCGAAGGAUCUCGAGGGCGAGGGGAACGAAAGAGGUGCACGAACUGGACGAUGGAUGUCGUAUUGGGACGUGAGACGACUUUAUAUCGGGCGAAAAAGCCGAGCGAAGGAUAUUCGAAAAGACCGCCUCACGGAGGAUCAAUAUCACUGAUGGCAGCACCAGAGACAACCAAUCCAACCAGUUGACCUAAUAUUACCCACCGGUUAUACCACGUAUAAUUUACUUGUGAUUUACUUGAUAUAUUCGUGUCAUCCGCGUGCAUACACACCACACACAUACCACACACACAUACACACGUGAAACUGAAGUAUACGUGGAAUUAACUGAACGAGAGGAACCGCGUUAAAUGAAACGCGAAUUCUAAAAUACGAACGUGAUACGUCGCGUCGUGUGCAUUUCUUCGCAACUCGAGUGUGUUGCGCAUGCGACGAAACGUGAGUAACAGCGCUGGCCGAGCCGCUCCCACCAGAGAAUACCAGAGAAACCACGUCUCGAGACAAGAGGAGAGAAAAAAAUGAGAAUCCUCGCGAAGAUUUGAUAAAGUGAAAAAAAAAAGAGAAAGAGAGAGAGAGAAGAAUCCUUCGAAUGUUCGUAAAACCAUUGUCCGGCCGAAGAACGCUCGCCGUUUAUCCAUACGUCUACGCUACUUGGGCGAAGAUUGCUUCCAAGAAGACGAAGCCUUUAGCGUCGGAGGUGUUGACAAGCUACCUGCUUCAAUCGAAGGAGCCACCGUGGACGUCGUAUUUCGUGAGGUACGCCGAUGUGGUGAACGAUCAGAGGGGGAUGUCGCACUUCAAUUGGCCGGUGGGCAGCAGCAAUUACCACGUACUGAGAACCGGCUGCUUUCCAUAUAUCAAGUAUCACUGCACCAAGAGGCCGCGGCAGGACCUCACCACCGAGGACAAAUUUUUCAAGGCGAUCAAGCUUCUGAACCUUGGUAUACCAACGUUGAUGUACGGACUGGCAGCGACUUUAUUGAUCAGGCAUAGAGAAAUCGUGAAAACAGCCAGAGGGGACGUGGUGAUCCAUUUCUUGCUGCCCGAGGACAAGGGAUCGAUGUAUUGAGAUAUAUGCAUAUAUGAUACGUAUAUACCUGUAUUUAACACGAAUAAAAUUGUAAACUUUAAUAUGA
Messenger RNA from Apis mellifera (honey bee), 1260 nucleotides. RefSeq lists its product as uncharacterized. NCBI's taxonomy places the organism in Eukaryota, Metazoa, Arthropoda, Insecta, Hymenoptera, Apidae. The record is from RefSeq and is a predicted model, not a curated record. The transcript has 5 exons. The coding region runs from base 714 to 1193 and encodes 159 amino acids.